This is a messenger RNA of Pseudopipra pipra, 7471 nucleotides long. RefSeq names its product coiled-coil domain containing 50 (gene CCDC50). The transcript has 12 exons. Gene Ontology annotation, molecular function: ubiquitin protein ligase binding. The coding region runs from base 175 to 1761 and encodes 528 amino acids. Lineage: Eukaryota; Metazoa; Chordata; Aves; Passeriformes; Pipridae. The record is from RefSeq and is a predicted model, not a curated record. Gene Ontology annotation, cellular component: cytoplasm.
CCCCGGAAGGGGUCGAGGGGCGGCGAGGCGGCCCCGCUCCGCCCCGCUCGGCGCUUUCUGUCCGCUCUCCCGCGCCGUACGGCCCGGCCGCGCCGGCUCCAUCCGCUCGCAACUUGGCGGUGCGGGGCGCGGGGGCACCGCCGCGGCGCUGCCCUCGCCGGGCGGGGCGAGGCCAUGGCCGGCAUCGGCAUCGACCACUCCAAGCUGCCCGGAGUCAAGGAAGUAUGUCGAGACUUCGCUAUUCUGGAAGAUCAUACCUUGGCCCAUAACUUACAGGAACAAGAGAUUGAGCAUCACUUGGCUACAAAUGUUCAGCGUAAUCGUCUGGUGCAACAUGACUUGCAGAUGGCCAAGCAACUGCAAGAGGAGGAGGAUAAGAAAGCACGUGCUCAAAAACACCAAAAAGACUUGGAACGACAGGACUGCGAGAUCGCUCAGGAAAUCCAAGUGAAGCUCACGUUUGAGGCAGAGGAGCGCCGCAGGCAAGAGGAAAAAGACGAGGACAUUGCCCGUCUCCUCCAACUGCAGGAAGAAAAGAAGCGCAAGAAGCACUACCCAGAGUCCCAGGGCUAUGAGGAGAGCUAUUAUGCAGAAAAUGGAGAGCACCCCUGGCGUGACCCCAGAGAGCAGUUUUCUGAGCCUCACAGGGCACACAGUCAUGACAGGCGCAGGCACCACCAGAGAGAGCACAGAGGACCUCCCUCACCUUUGGCCGACGGUGCCUCCAAACACAGGCGUUCCACCUCGGAGGAUCGUCGGAGGUCUCCUUACCUGAGAGAGACCAGCAGUGGCCAUCAGCAGGAGUGGAAAACAGCCAGCCAGGAAAGGUCCCGGAGACAUCCUAGCCUUGAUCUGGAAAGAGAGGCUGAGCAUGGUGCCUGUGAUCACAGCCAUAGCUGGGAGCUGCGGGAGAGGAGGACAGCUGCCCGGGAGAAGGGUAGGAGACCUCUCAGUCUUGACAUGGAGUCGAAGCACGGACUUGCAGAUGAGGCACAGCACAGGAGAAGGCCUCCAAGGCAAGACAGAGAAAAGCACCUUCCCCUUCUUGAGUUGGAACUGGAGGCUGAGCAGGAAACCUGGCAUCAGGGCGGCGGCCGGGUGGUGCGCCCUGAAAAACACAAAUCUCGCCAUCAGGGUCGCUCAUCACACAGGAUGGCACAUGAUGAGAAGCUCCAUGAUGGUGAAUUUAGAGAUGAUCGUAGAAGGGGUGAGGCAAGAGACUGCAGAAGGGCAGGACAGAGGACACAUUCCCCAUCCCCACGUGCUGUGACCCAGGGGAAGGGUGGAGGCUGCCAGCGAGACUCAGGCACUAAUUUGAGGGGGAUGAAACAAACCAUGUAUGAUGGACCCCGAACGGAACAGGAGUUGUCUGAUGCGGAGAUUGCUCGGAAGCUGCAGGAGGAAGAGCUCCUGGCUAAUGAAGCAGAUCAGAAGGCAGCUCAAGUAGCCCAGGAUGAGGAAAUUGCUCGACUGUUGAUGGCUGAGGAGAAAAAGGCUUUAAGGAAAGAGAAAGAGAGAGAAAAGUCUUCCUUUGAAAAGAGGAGGCAUGAUCAAGAUUGGAAGCCUGAUGCAGGUGAGUCUACGCGCUCAAGGUCAAGAGAAGGGCCUGAAACUCAGCGACACAGAAGCGACAGGUCUUCAAGGUCACAGCCUCUCCUUGAUGACUUUGAACACUCUCGAUAUUACACAAGCCAGCCCAGCCCCUUGCGCCAGAUCCCCAGACCUGAGCACUCUCCUAAAGGUUCCCGUAGGAAGCAGUAAACUGUGCUAGCCUUUGCUUUGGUACUGACUCUUCUGUAGCAAAUAUUACUGGAAUUGCCAGGCAACUUCCUUGAUUCCUGACCCGAUGGGAGGCCCACCCUCCACUCCCAGAAUCAUCUCUUCAAGUGUCAUCAUAUUAAGGAAAAUUAUUUGUUUCAGUUUCUUACUCAUAUGUGAUGACUGAAGCAGUGCAGUAUAAUCUAGCUGCCACUGAGCUGUGCAAAUCAACCAGCUGGCUUAACAGCUCCUUCAUACAUCCUUUUGAGGCUUUCCUUCUAUUUUUAUUUUUAAUCUUUGGCUGGAGCUUUGACAAAUAGGACAAAUUGAGAUGCAUGUAAAAUGGAGGAAAAUUGAAGAAAUGAGUUGUGUUAUGGCAGUGCAGUGAAACAUCAGAAGUACAAGUCCUUUCAGUAUUAGGAUGGCUUAGCACAAAGAGUUGUAAGAGGAAACGUGUUUCUUCCUGUUUUGGAUAAGACAACUGACCCAACCUGACAGUCAUACUAGGAAGGAGAAUGCAUCUUCAAACGUACACCAGCAAAGGCCAGACCCUGGGACCGGUGACAAAGAAAUUGCCUAUGGAACAGAAUUUAACUGCUGUAUUUCUUUCUAGGGUUUCCAAAAAUCUGGAUAGAGUGUGUAACUAGGCAUUUAGCUCCAGAUAUAGGAUAGAACAGUUAAAAGGAAGACAAUUUCAACUGAAAUGACCUUGUGUGCAUGCUAGGGAGUUCAAGAAGCUGUGAGUUGUGGUUUGGGAACUCACGUCUGAAUGGACCUCUGUGGUCACCUACUUUGAGCUUCAGUGUAGUAGAAGCCAAGGAAUUUCACUGAAGCCAAGUAGGAUCUCCUGUAACUCCUAGCUUGAUUGCUGAUGCACUUGAGUACAGCAACUUGUAUCUGAACCUGCAUAUGUCUUGGAAAUGUGGGGCUGAAAGAGGGCCAUAUGGGCGUUGAAUUAAAAAUCUACAGUUACAGGCCACUUGAGCUAGACACAGAGUGCUGAAUGGUCCACACCAUGUCUGUGCUGACUGCCUUCCCUCUACAGUGCUCUGUCUAGCAUCCCAGGCAGACUCCAGUCUGGAAUAAAAAAAUUAUUGCUCUCUAGGGCUUAGCAGGGUCCGCAGGUUUGUUGUCUGUAUAGAUUUGCCCAUACAUUGAUUCCCCCCUUCCACUUUGAUGGCUUUCUGCUCUUUGAAAAUCAUUUUUCUCUUGCACAGACAAGUAGCCUUUUCUUUUGGCCUCCACUCAUUUUGAUUCUUUUGUCUUUUUAAUAAUUUUUUUGCCAUUAUUUUCAGGUAUAUUUUUAAACUACAAAGCUGAACAUUUGGACACUGGCUUGGAGUCUGUUCAUCUGGUACAGGCAGGUUGUUCAUGUGCCAGUCCAGUUCACAGCAGUGAGUUUGGCUGCCUUGCCCCUACAGCCCAGCUUCCUUAGUGCCCAGCACUGAGUCUGUCCUGCCAUGCUCUUCGUUGUCUGCCAGCAGCUGCAGUUCUGCCACUGGCUUUGUGGAGGAGGGGAGACAGAGCUAUGACUUUACUUGCCCUCACCACUGAUCUGCCUGGGAAGGGAGCCUUGACAGGUCUCUGGACCUAUAAGAAACUGGAAGAGAGCAUGGCUGUCUGCUGUUUCUCUAGUGCACAAUUCAAGUCCUAAGGCAGCUGUAAGGCUUUAACCUUGGCUGUAGUCCUUGGUAGGAUAGUUACUGGGCCAAAUCCCUAGGAAGACUAGGGUUUUUUUGUCAUAAGUUGGAGGGGCAAGUUUAAUGCUACAGCACAAACCCUUGUCUUGCCUUGACCAACAGCUCGAGAAACUUCCAUCUCUUACCCCCACUGGCCUGUUGGCAGCAGUUCAGUAUCUAUGAAGAACCACAUGACCCCCAAUAGACCAGGUAUACACUAUCCAAAAACCUUGUAAUGUAGGACUUGGUGCAUCAGCAGCAUCCUGCUACCUGCAUAUCCUUGCUUCCAGACUGUGAGCUUACUCACCUGCAUGAACCCUUAAGUGACUUGCAAGGUCUUGCUUGCUUGCUGCUGCUUCUCAGGAAAUAUCCCAGCCAGCAGCUAGAUUUUACUGUCCUUGCCUUGUUUACUCUUCUCGUUCUGUCUCUGUCUAUUGAGAAGUGUUAACAUUGUUUAAAAGGAUCCAGAAAAAUAACAACAUAGAUCCUGUUUUUCCUUUUUUCUUGUUUAUUUGAUAACUUGGCCCAGUGUGGCAACCUCAUCUACCGAGAUUUUAUUUUAUAAAAACUUAUUUUUGUAUUUCAUAUAACAGUCAAAAUUUCUGCUGCUGAAAAUGCCAUUUUUUUUUUCCUAUGGGCUUUUUCCCUCCACUGCCAUCAGAGUAAUUAUUGUUGUGAAAUGAAUGCCUGGUAUGUUUUUAUGAAUUAACACUUCCUACAUAACAGGCACUGCUGCUUGUAUCACCUGGUGCACUUGUGAAAACUGGAUGGGGAAAAGUCCUGCCAAAUCAGGAAGUGGUUGAGCUUUGUACUUGCUGUGCUUGCGAAAAACUGCUGCAAAAGGCAAAGGGAAAUUGCCAACUAGGAAUUCAGCCCUCUGUGGGUCUCUCUGUAGGGUGGCUAUGAUGGACUUUCUUGCACUGCAGUUGGCUGAUGUAACUCUUGUCUUACCCUAAUUAGAAAAGUCAUGAAGACCAUGAGCCCCCUGACAUUUGAAAAACCUGUUAAUUCAGAAGGGAUGCUUGGUGGUAUCCAAGUUGUUGACUUCAAUGGGAGCGAAUAGAAAUAUGAGAGAAAACUCUGAUUUAGUUUGGAAGCUGGGUAGAGUCUGAAGAACACCUCAGUACCUGCUCUGUGGAGCUCCAGGAUCUUCUUAAUGGCCUCCUUGGGCCAGUCAAGCUCUCCAGCCAUGGCACCAAGAGACAAAGAGCCCAAGGGAAGAAGCAUCUGCUGCUUCCUUGGGUGCCUUCAGGAAGUGCUGAAUGCUUUAUGGGCUGUUUUGCUCUGUAUCCUCCCUUCAUCCAUAUCUUUUUAUUCUUACUGUCUACCUUUAUUCAUUUGCUGUCCCUUUUAAGUGUUUCUCCUGUUUUAUUUUUCUAUAGCCCUUGUGGAAAGGGGGGCCCUAAGGUUUUGUUAGAAGGGGCUGACACCUAUUGAGAGAGAGAAAUGCUAGGAAUGGUAGCUGAGGAAAGCAGAUAGCAAAUGGGGUAUAAGCAGAGUAAUUGUUCAUCUGAUAUACUUUGGGGUCCUGAUGCAGUCAGAUAGGUUAGAGACUUCCCAAGGCAAAGGUUGCAACUGGACUUGUGUGUUUAGUGACCACUUUUGGAAGAGAAUUCUGUGAUCCCACUGAAGUCAACAAGAGUUAAGAUCAUGGAUGAACAAGGAGCCAAUUCCUCUUGGGGCUCAGCCGCCACAGUUCUGCUGAGAGUCAGGAAGGUGCAGUUGGUGUAGGCGAGAUGCAAACUCAGCACCUUGUACAUGUGUUCCUGGAAAGAAGCACAACAAAGCUGAUCUUUUAUAAAGAAACAGCAAUAUUUCCUUCUUACGGCAGAAAAGUGUUUCAGUAUCUUUAUUUUUUCCUUGUUUUCUCUUGCCCAGUUUUAGUAGCUUUGUCUAUGGGUUUGCUCCAGAUCUAGUAGGAUGUAGGAGUCCUUGCUGGGACCCCUGCCUGGGUUUGUUCAGGUCUUGUAUCCCUUUCUCAAUCUGUGCAUUAACAAGGCAUCAGGCACCACGUGGAAAAUUCAUCUCCAUGAAAUCCUGGUACUUCCUAAUAUUCAUAGUUGGCACAUCUCAGCCACAAGAGCUCUCACCACCUCCUUGCCUCCGUCCAAAGCACAAUGUCUGCCGAAGAGAGGUUGGGUGAACCGGAGGGAUCGUGCCUUACCCGCAGGGAUACUCCAUGUCUUCAGCAGGCUGGUCUCAGUCGCCUUGCUAUGAAACACUGUCUUAAUCUGGACUGUACAGCUUCCUGCAGCAAGAAGCAGCUGUUGUCACGUGGAUAGAUCCAACAGGUUACUUUUAUCUUUUUUUUAAAGAACUUCAUGGUUUUGAACUUGGUGGGGUGAGAAAAUACCAGCUCUUAAGGGAUAAAUGAAGUCUCAUCAUUGAAUUUCUCCUCUUGGGGAGGAAGCAUAGAAGUUACAGAUGCUGCGGUCUGCUUCACUCUGUAAAAGGGAUCUUGUAUGUACAGUAUUUUUAUAUCUCUGCAUUCCCACCUAUCAGGAUUUGAAUCAGAAUUGAUUACAUUCUCUACUUAUGGAAAAAAAUGGAUUGUUAUUUUUACAGUGCUAGACCUUUUUGUGUUUAUUUUGUGCCAAAUUACACCCACUGUUACAUUCUAGUGUUUUCAUUCAGUUUAUUGCUGUGGAUCAAUGUGUGUAUUAUAUGUUUUUAUUAUCAAGGUUUUUAUUUUAAUUCAUAUUAUCCUGUAUACAAACUAACUGUGGAUUGCUAAUUUAUAUAUAAAAAGGGGAGCACUUGGAGACAGUGUGAGGAUUCCCCUACUUAGUUUACACUCUUGUAAGUUAGCACAGCCAGUCCAUGAAACUCGUUUCUUCUUGCCCAGAACAAUCUCCUGGGUGUCUGUCCCCCUGAGCAGGUGGCUCCUUGUGUCCCUCAUGGCAGCACUGUCACUGCAAGACUGUGAGAUGCAAUGGGAACCGAAGCACAGCUCAUGGCAUGGACUGAUGGGCAGCUGAGCUCAGUGCUAUCCAGCUCCUGGCAGUGAUGCCAGGGAGGGUGCUGCUUUGAGGUUAGCUCUGCUCUAUAUCCAUCUCCAGCCAAUGGACUGUUGGUUUUGCCCCUCUCUCCCAAGAUGUUCAGGGCUUAGUUUUGCAGUUGCUUUGGGAGGUGGGUGUGGGACGUAGGGCUAAGGCACAGUGGUAUCCCUCACAUGAAGUAUACCACAGGCAGCUUGUCUUAUGUUUGUUGCAGAGGGCAGGCAUAAACCUACGGAGAACCCAGUUUACUCCUGAAAUGUGCUGUAGCACGUUUGUGGUUGUGCAGCACUGCUGUGGAGGCACUGACUGUGCUGCACACAUGUGCCCCUUGGACUGCUGUGCCCAGGACAGGCUGUGGGACAUGUGUUUCAUGUUGAGAAAGCUACCCUAACCUCAGCAUCUGGGCUGGAGAUACAUUAGCCACCUCCUCCCCAUCAGUAGCACAGGGCAAAGCUUAGCUGUGCAGUUUGGGCUCUUCCAGGAGAGUUCCAGAGAGGACAGUGGCACACACAAAUGAGUAUUUUCUACUUCGUGGUAAACAAGUUCCACUGUAUCAGUGUUCACUCUAAGUAGACUCCAUGGUCUGUCUCCAGCUGCAUCUGUGCACUGCAAUAUAGUUAAUUGCCUCAGAGAAAUAACUGCAGUUGUCUCAUUUAGCUCUUCAGGGUAAACUUUCAGUCUGUUGAAUCUAAAUAUUAGCCAUGCGAUGAGGUGGAUUAGUCAGAAGGCUUAAAUUCCUCAGAGCUGCAAGUGUACCCUGGGUUGUAACAGCUAAUCCUUAAAUAUGAAUUGCACACUGACAAUAAUCUGUCUAUGCAAGCCUAUUCUUGUUUUCAAUUUUUGACUGUUCACUCUAUAAUUUUACCAGGUUUGGCAUAGAACUUCUGAAUGACAUUUAACCAAAGUAUCAUGUCUGUGUGUGUGCGUGUGUAUAGCAUGUUUUGCUUCAUGCUCCUGAAUUCUCAUUGAAUGUAAAGGGAACAUUGCCUUGCCCCAUUUUGUUCAAUAAACCGCUGUAUUUUGUUACCCACCACA